AUUUUGGCGGGGAACCAAGAUUGAAUUCGUUGCUCAUAGUAACUUGCCGAAGGUUUGGCUACUGAGUCAAGUUAAAGCAGGGUCUGUCUUCCGGUAGAACAUUACAGUUUUUUGCUGCCUGAUUCUUGACUCUUACGAAAGGAAAAGCUGAGGUAAGUGACCUGUCAGUUAAAGUUAACAUUGCAGCGUUUCAUAAUUUUCUAAGCUCGCAGCAGAUGGCUUUUUCCAUGAGUAAGGCCUCGUUUCCGGAGACUACGAUUAACUCGUUACCAAUGUUCAUGCUGUACUAUCCAAAUCCAAAUUCCCAAAUGCAAGUAUCAUAUAUACUUGAAUAAGCGAUGCAUGUACAUUGAAUAUAAUCAGAUAAGGUGCGGAAAAUCGCUAAUAGAACUGGAUGAGAUUCACUGGAGAUUCCGUGACGGAAAUCAGUCUCUUUUCUGGUGGAACCUUUGCCGGUUCUUAAGGCCUCGCUUUGUCCAUCUUCAGUCACGCUUUUCAUUACUUUUACUUCCCCGCCACCACAUAAACAUAACCAAAGCCACAUUUGGAAGGUCUUGAAAAACCAUACAUGAAGAAGAUGCUGGAUUUAAAUGGAGACAUAAACUUGACUAUUCUCCACAGGCUAGACCGUAUCGAACCGUACUGUGAAAAUGAGCCGAAUAUCGCCUCAGGCGACUCCCAUUUCUUCUUACCCAGAAGAUAAUCAAUAACGCUAUUUAUAACUGAACGCCAAGGCAUUUAAGUAUAUGGUGCCUUCUUUUUAUUGACCUCCUUCGAAAAGUGCAUCAUGCUUUCGGCGUUAUGCACGAAUCAUGUACGUUGACAAAAACAAAACAGUUAAAACAUACUAAUUAAUUCCAUAAGUAUAAUCCUGAAGUCUGGUUAGGAACGGACCGUUAGAAAACUUAUGGGGGGGGGGGGGGGGGGAAGAAAAAAAAAAUUUUGGUGAAGGGAAAAAAAAAAAAAAAAAAAUAUAUUACACAAUAAAACCCUUAAAAAAAUAUAUAUGACAGUCCCAAAAAAAAACCAAAAAAAAAAUUGGACAAAAAAAAAAAAAUUUUUGUGCACAAAACAACUGUAUUUUAUGUCUUUAGUGUCUGUUUUUUUUGUUCGCCCGCAGAAAAAAACUACGCUAUAGUGGCAUAGUUAACAAAAAUGAAGUAACGAAAAAAAAAAAAAAAAAUAAAAACAUAAAAAAAUAGUCCAAAAGAAAAACCGGGGGAGGUGGGGAGGAAGGGGCGUUGAAAAAAUUUAGGGGGGGGGGGGGGGCGAAGUACAAAAAAUAUUCGUGCAAGGGAAAAUUAAAUGAAAAAAAUUCAUGUACGCCAAUUAACCCUUAAAAAAUAUUCAUGCUACGGCCUAAAAGCAAUUCAUACAAGGAAUUUGAUAACGAAAAAAAAUUUGUGCGGCUCAAAAAUCCUCCCCUCCCAUAACUUUUCUAACUCACGUGACGUUUUCUGGUUGUUUGAUGAGGCUCACCAACCCAAGAGCGAAUAACCACGACAGCGACACUAAAAUCGAGAGAAACUGAAACUGAAAUGAUUUGUAGUUGAUAAAAAUCAAAUAUUGUCAUACAUUCAACUGAGAAUUUCAAGUUGGGAUAUAAUUUCAAAAAUCGAAUAUUAUUAUAGUAGAAGAGGCCUGAAUAACAAAAAUGAAAAACUGGUAAAAGAAAUUAACCUCAUGCAAGCGCGUCUUGCGUUUUGAGUGAAAAGAGUCUUUCAUUUGUUUUUCUUAGGCUUAAAUUUUUUUUUGUAUUAGGAAGCGUAUGAAAUCUGGACAGCGUCGGCAGAAUGGCAACCCUUCACUUUUUACGUGUAAGCUAUUUUUUCUGCACUUGAGUUCUAAGGGACGGCGUUGAUCCAAGUUCUUUGAAUAACAAAGACAAAGUUGUAGCAAUUAUAAUGUGUUCGGGUGCAAUAGAAAUUUUAGGUCGCAGGUCUAGAAUGAGACAAACAAAACUUGACGCCGGUGGAGCCCUUGAAGAGCUGUUAAGGGCGGCCCCGCAAACGAGGAAGUAAAAUGUUGCCCAGGGAAACGAGAAAACAAUGAAAGACAUGCUAAUGCUUCCUCCUUUGGGCGCAACGAAAAUAUUCUUUCGUUUCCUAGCAACCAAAAAAUGUAUCGUUAAAUUUCCAUUUAGAAACAUUUUGUCUCUGCAACAAUUGUUUAUCACUUCGUCAAAAGAUUGAUUGAAAUUGGUUAGUUUCCAAGGACAAAUUCUCGGCUGCCGGCAUUCCCUUAACGUCAUUUGAAUGCGCUCCUCUUCUAGUGUCCUAGUUUCUUUGCUUCAUCAAGUAUUUUAUCAACUACUUUUUUUAAUUGUUUUAUCUUACCUCUUUUUGACUAUGGGGAUAUCAUUUGGGGUGAUCAGGGAAAUGUCUCCUUGAUGUCUGAUCUACAAGUGUUGCAAAAUAAAGCAGCCCGACUCAUUUAGAUCUUCCUGCGCAUUGUUCUGCAUCCGAGGCACUGAAGAGACUUGCAUUGGGUGGAAGUCUUUAUUACGGCGUAGAAUGGAACAUCAAGCUAUUUUUAUGUACAAGUACGUAACAGUCAUGUUUACUGCUUGAUCCCAGUUUCAUUCAACUGUGAUUUUCAUGAUUAUUAUACACGGUCAACAAAUGACAUUCUCAAAUCCACUGCCACAAGACGCUGGGGUCACUGGUCGUCAGUUCAUUUCACUUCUAAUAUUUAGAAACGUUUAGACACUUCUUUGAGGGAAACAGAGACACUUUCCUCACCACAGGGUCCAGAGGAGUUUCGUGUGAAUAAAUGAAUUACUUGAAAAAUGUCUAUAUUUGUCGCUAAGCACGAUUAAUUAGCCCAAUGGGAUCUUAAUAAAUCUACUGUAAACGAUUUCUUCGCUCCUUAUCUGACCCAGAUCGACUUUGUUGUUCGCUAUUUUGAAAAUCAAUAACCGCAAGCCAUAUCCUCGCUGGCACACGGAACGUCGCCCGAAGUGCAUAUUAAAAAAAAGGACAAGCUUUCCGUAUUUUAUACUGUAAGCCGAUCUUGCGAACCCUCAGUCUCUUGGUUUGGGGUCAAUAGAAUGUGUAACGAAACUGUAACGCGAUCAAAAUAGCCCAUUUUUUCAGAGGUUUUCGACGCGUUUUGAUGUUCUAACGACAAACACAUCUCCUCUGGACCCUGUGUCCUCACGCGCUUCGAAUUGUUUGUGCACCAAGAAUCUUUCUUCCGCAUAACUUUUCCCAGCUUUUUUAAACUUAUCGUUGCCAUGACAGUUCACAGACGGAGUUAGGAAAGGUCCCUUCUAUAUGCAAUUUAACGCCAGUCGUAAAGUGGAUAACAAUUGACAUUAUAGCUUGAAGGAAGUUUAGGUCGUACAAGGAUUAGUAUCCAAUAUCUCCUGCUCCGAGACAAAACCCAGAACAACUAAUUACUUAAAGUAAUUGACAAGACUUGACCUGUAUUUGAUUCGUCAGAUUGUUUCAUCGUGCGCAUUUUUUUUUUCCGUUGUGGAACAGCACGUUCCGUCCUUAAACUUUAAAACACGCGACGAGAUAGGACGUGUUGGUCGAUCCAAAAUUAAGGUAAGUUUAAAGUAUGAGGCAAUUUAAUCGAAUCGAAUUUUAUACUUGGCACGCGUACGGUUCGACAGAAAUUCAAGAGUUUUUGCUUACGUAAUAAGUGAAUUCGCAUAGCGUCAGGAAGACUGUCAUCUUAUCAUCAGGGAAAGACUGCUAGUAUCUCUGCCAAGCGUCUUCAUGUACAGGGUUGUGUACGUACUUAGCCGAUAAGUUUUUUUUGUUUUGACAUCAGUGAUGCGCUCGUUAUCUGUGACCAAACGGGAUUAGGUAGACUGUUCACAGUCCCGGGGGGAUACUUAAGCGAUUUUUGGAUGGUGAUGUGCCGCUGGGACCCUGAAAUCCUUAGCCUACACCAGAGCUAGUUCAAGUGAAUUUUUCUACCCUAUACUAGACUAAACUCCCCAAAUCCCCCCUAUCCUAGAGUAGCUGUUUUCCAGAAACUACUGAGGUCACUAAUACAGUCCAGCCAAAACAAAACAGAUUUGAUUUUUGUUUAUUUUUGAGUAGCAAUUCCCGGUUUCCCUAGUCUACACUAAAAUCUUUAAUCAAUUGAUCAGUUUCCAGCAAAAUGAUACCCUAUUCUAGACCCAAACUCUCGGAUGUAUAUAGCCUAUUCCAGAGUAAACUGCUUGAAAACCAUACCCUUCACAGCGGCAGAUAGCUAUAUAGCCCAUAUAUGGCAGUACCCCCGGGUUCGCAGUCCUCUAUUUUUCCGUGAUCGCGCAAAAAACGGUACCCUGAGUGCCAAAGACUUUUCACGCGCAGUUUCCGGUCACGGUCAUUCUUUGUAGUGACUUCGUUUGGCCGAAGCUGCGUCCGCCGACACCGAAGAGUCCCGCCUCAAGAGCGAGAAAACGCAGCCAGGGUAGCCUACCUGCCAUCUUGAUUUCAAAUGUAUCGAGGUGGUGGUCCCGGGGUAUUCAGCGAUGGGGGAAGUGAGACCGUUCCCCCUCCUCCCUUUAAUUAGAUUUGGCUCAUUAGAAACCAAGAUGGCCGCCCCGUAAGGGUAAAGCCCUGGGAACGAAGUUGAACGGGGAAGGGGGGGGGGGGGGGGGGGAAAAUUUUACGCGCAAAAGGCGGGAACAGGGGACCGUGGUGGCCGCUCCGCUAUUUUUUUUUAAGAGGGGUGGGGGGGGGGGGGGCGGGGGGUGGGGGGGGGGGGGAACUGGCCCCUCCCCCCCCCCUCUUUUUUAAUAGAUGUGGCAAAAAAGAACAAAGGGGGGGCGCCCAGGGAAGGGAAGGGCGGGGGGAGGGGGGGGGGGGGGGGGGGGGGGGGGGGGGGGGUGUGAACAUUUUAGGGAUUGGGCCAUGUCGGGGGUUCCUAAGGUCUUUGGCCACAAGAAACAAAUAUGACGUAAGUCACUUCAAGAUUGUUUACCACUUACAAUUAAAAAAUGGGAAAAAACCGGUGAGUUUGUUCAUGCACGCGCACGGUUUGGGCAAAAUCCAGCCUGAAACUGGCGUCAAAAAUUGAUUCUCAACCAAAGAAAUACGAGCACAAAAACAAGAACCAGUAGAGAGUGUUUCCCAUCGGGUAGGCUGUAGAACGGGCGUCAGUAAGCAGGAGGUGGGCGGAAUGCACUUUGUCCCUCCGCGCGUGUCUACGUCUCGUGCCCCUCGUCCGCCGCCUAGCGUUCGCGUUUGCGGCCUUCUCUCGCCGAUACCUGCUCUGUGUACAUUUCACCCACAGACAAAGGAGUAGAAGGACGCUUAUCGGUUAUCUAAUUAUCCCGUCCUCAUAUCAAAUAAUCGAGGUAUUACUGAACAUGGCAGCUUGCAGGAAAAAUAUUAGUUCAUGAUAUUACGUCUUUAAAACUCAGAAGACCGUGAACAUUGGGAAAGAUUUUUUUCUUGUGGGGAGGGAAAGGGGUAAGGUGAUACUGAAUUUUCAUACUGCCAUUUCAUUAUUUCUUGAGCCAAUUUUCCCUUGCAUGAUACCCUUGUCCCACAUUUUUUGCAAUGGUCCGUCUCUUCAUAGUAGUUGCAAGGAAAAAACCAAAUAGUAAUAAGGAUUGAGAAAAGUAACCUACAAACGGUAACAAAAAUGCGUUUGUGUACCCUUCGUGGUUUUCAAGUUUGUUGCGUGUCCUCAGUAGACGUGUUUUCUUUUUUUCCGGGGGGGGCAGAGGAAAAAGAGAAGAAAAGACCCUCUGAUCGAGCGCGUCCUUAUUUUUGUUUGAAUUGGUCACCACACAACAGACAUUCCUGAAAUAUCUUAGGUGUUUACGGUCUUUACGGUUUCUGAGUUUGCCAAUGACAAAUGUAGGUUUUUUGUCCGCGUAAAAUGUUAUAGGCACGUAUGAACCUCUAACCACGUUUAUUUCAUAGAUGAAGUUUUCCACGGAUGAUAAUUACACGGUGCUAAUGUUUCAGGAAUGGAGGGUGACCUCGAUAACAGGUAAGCCUGACCUUGAUCUUCAAACUCAGUGCACGACAGCAAUGCAUGUUGUUAAAUCUGCAUGCUGUGGAUCUUUGUCAUCUUAUCUGUGAAGUUACUUAGGUUAUGUACUGAAGGAAAUCACGAUUAGAAACCAAAUUUUAAGUUGUUUGUUUCUUAAUCGACUUUAAGUAAGAAAAAAAAACAGACGACGAAAAACAACGAAAUUCUUUUCAUGUCGGUCUUAAAACAUCAGUGAUCAGAAUGACGGGUCGCCCGUGGUGCUGGUUUUCUAAGCCCCCUACAAACUUUAAGUGCUAAUUGCGCUCUUAAAGAGGAGCUAGACGAACCAGCUGAUGAAAGUUAUUGAAAAACCGGUGGAGUAAUUUAGGUAUACUUUAUUCUCCAUUUGCGCAACAACACUAAUAAGUCAAGUCAGCAUUUAAUAAUCAAUGUUGAUACACGGGAUUCAUUUGUGACAAGAUAAGAAAAUUUUAAUUAAUUAUGUACCUUCUGGUACUUUGAGUAACAAUGGGAUGGGGUUAUUAAAUUUGACCCGCGGAACUUCGGGCAUGUGGCGUCCGUACAAAGAAAAGAAAUUCAACAGUAGAAAAGAAAAUCGCAUAUCUUCGCACUAACUUUUGAUUGGAUAGAAGUGCACUUCACAGCUAUUAUUAUUUUCAGUUCUCGUAUUCGAUUAUUUUCUUUUUCUGACUUAUCAUUAAAUUAAAGGUCCUCAUUUUACGUCGGUAACUCGUAAUAAUUCUUAAUUAUGCGUACAAAACUGAGGCCAGCGCAACGCUCAUUUUUCCCUCCUCUCUCCAUCAGUGCUCCGUUGUACGGUUAAAAUCUACCCAAAGCCUACACGGGGGAGUGGGGGGCGGGGAAGGAGUCGAAACAAGGACCUAUCGGUAGGUCACACCUUCAAAUCGAAAUUAGAAACUCCCGCACAGGAUUUAGGGCACUAACCGACUGUGUAAAUCCUUCCUGCGUUAGUUUUUGUGCACAUGCUUUGCCUUGGAUAAACCUCAAGCAGAUUUUCAGCAAUGUCGGACUAGCCUUUUUGAAGACUAUCGAAUGCGAAAAGGAGUCAACACUUACUCCUCCUACCCUCCCCCCCCCCUACCCCCACCCUACUCCCAUUUCCCAAUUUCCACUCGCUCUUAAAAUGUUUAAGUUCACCCUGGCAUUCUACUUAAUUUUAAGUACUUUGAAAAAAGCCUAUUCACAUGCUUAAAUUUUACAUGCCUCAAGUGCGGCGCUUAUUCGAUGGGCGGUGCUUAUUUGAGAGUGGCCUUUAUUUGAAAGUUGGACACGAUAAAGGAUUGUGUUAUCUACAGCAUUAUCAUUUUCCCUAUUAGAAAUAGUAGAAUUAACGUGUUUGAAUUUGGUGGUUUUGAUUAUAUCAGGGCCAGGGCGCUUAUUCGGGCGCGGCGCUUAUUAACUUCUUUCUCCCGAAGCAGUCUGCUCUCGAAGGCAUCGCUUAUUUGAGCGCUGCGUUUAUUCGAGUAGAUAGGGUACGUCGUCAUCUCUUACUCUUUGGUAUCCUGUUUAUAUGACCUGCCUUUUUGGAAUUGCUAGAUAUUAGUGGAUCACUUGUGGCAGUUCUUGCUCUGGCCGUCCUGUACGAGUGUUUGAAAGGACUCCACGUAACGCUGCGAUCCUAUAUGAAAUGGCGUUGGCAAGAUCCGUUGUCCAAUAGCAUAAUUUACAUCUUGUCGAGGUGAGAUUCAAAGAUUUAUUACUAGUACGAUAGAAGUCGUAGAAAUAGACUACCAUCUAAGUGGUAACAAGUUGUGACCUGCAUUUACAUUCUUGGCCGGCAAAGUAGACAGAAUAUUUAGACCAUCUCCCCUCCCCCCAGAUAAAGGAUGAGAAAAUGACACGUUUUGUGCUUCGCUUAAUCCUUGAUUUCAGGGUGUAGAGGAUUCUUGCUGAUCCAUUUUAUUCUCUCCAAUAACAAAAAUAUCGCUAACAAAAGGGUGGGGAAGCGGUUUCUGCGGGGUUGGUAUGCUGAAAAAUUAUACAGAGAAAAUCUACGAUUAUGGCAAACAACCAUUUUUCAGUGCUGCUAUACAGCCUUUUGGGCGUCGUCUGUUUUACUUAAGCGUCUGUUAAGGGAGCUGGGCUUCAUUUAACCAGCAAGUCGCGCGUAUUUUGGAGGCGGGCGAAAGCUACUUUUUAGGUUCUGUGGCCGCCAUCUUUGAUUUUGUAAUAGAGGAAGAAUCGCCCAAAUCCCCCAACUUGUUUGAAAUCCCAAGGGGCUGUUACUCGAGCAGAAAUAUUCGCGCACCCGAAGAAAACGCCUGUAAUGAAGACCAGCCUUUAUUUGAAAUUAAUUAUUGAUUUUCCGCUACAGGCUUGACAUUAUCAUGCAGUUUGCAAAGACGUGUAUGUCUGUGGUGGAACUUUUGUUCGGUUACUUCCUGAUGUUGAUCGCUAUGACGUACAACGCGUGGUUCUUUAUAGCUGUUGUGAUUGGUCGCGGGCUGGGCUACUACAUUAUAACUCCACUUAUCGGUUCACAUAUUUCAAGCAGUAGGUAUACUGAUGACGGUUAUUAUGACAUUCCACGAGAUUCUCCAUUCACGAAAGGAAAGCGUCAGCCGUUAUUAGGGAGAGCAGAUGUCUAA
Molecule: messenger RNA, 8558 nt
Organism: Porites evermanni
Lineage: Eukaryota; Metazoa; Cnidaria; Anthozoa; Scleractinia; Poritidae
Source: the annotation of a GenBank genome assembly